CAUCCCAGCGACGUUUUCAUAGUGGGACUGGGUUGGCCAAACUAAUUCAGAAUGGAUUUUAUACCUGUUAUUGACUUUGAUGUCUACAGACUUGGUGUAGAUGAUGUAACUGAUGACAAUCUGCAAACGUUAGGUGAAGAACUGAAAAGGGCUUUCUGCGAAGUGGGGUUUGUUUAUCUAAAGAACACCGGAAUUGACCAGAUGGAGGUGAAUCAGGUCAUGGACAUUUCUAAAAAGUUCUUCCUGCUCCCCGAAGAAAAGAAAAGCUCAUUUAAACGGGGCGGUUACGUUAACAGUGUACAUCAUGGUUGGGUCUCAAUGGAGACAGAAAGUUUGAAUCCUCGCCGUCCAGGUGACUUGAAGGAGGCCUUUAACGUUACAUCUUUGCGCACGGAUAUUGAAUGGCCCUCAGACGGUGUUGAUGGUUUUCGUGACAUCCAAGUGUCUUUCUUCUUGCGCUGUAAGGAGCUCUCUCUCCGGGUGCUCAGGGUGAUGGCACUCAGUCUUGGCCUGGAGUCCAGUGUGUUUCUUAAAGCACACAAAUGCAUUGGAAGUGACACAAAUGGCACUACACUGCGUUCCCUCCAUUAUCCUCCAGUGAAGAGUGAGCAUGUCAAGGUAGGACAGAUCCGAUGUGGAGAGCACUCUGACUAUGGAACCAUCACUCUGGUCUUCCAAAGCCAUGAAGGUGGCUUACAGGUCCUGAGUCGUAAAGGGGAAUAUUUCUCAGUCCCAAGCAUUCCAGGAACAUUUCUGGUCAACAUUGCGGACUUGAUGCAGAGAUGGACCAGUGAUGUGUUUGUGUCUACUGUCCAUAGGGUUUUGCUGCCCCCUUUAGGUGACUCAAGCACACGUCAGUCAUUGGCUUUCUUUGUGCAGCCAGAAGACGACGCCAUCAUCACUUGUUGUGAUGGUUCAGACAAGUACCCUGCACUGAGGACAGAAGAUUACCUCCUAGCAAGAUUCAAGGACACAUAUGGAAUAAAAUAGAUCUGUUAUGACUUAUAGCUCAUCCAGAAGUUUAUAAAUGCUGGAAAUAUUUUUCAUAUAUUUUGUAACAACUAGUAGGCCCAUUUUAACAAAUAGACCCAUAUAUAUCCAUAGGCAUGUACUAGAAAUCAGGAUGAUUCAAGAGGUUUGUACAUUUUGCAUUUGAAUCACAUUCAUAAAUUGAGCUUAUGAUUAGUGUUUUGAUUAAGUGCUAUUCCAUUCCUUUGCUCACUCAGUCCUUAGUGUAAAAAAGUGUAAACUGUAUUCUCUUGUAGUUCACAAGAAUUGCUGAACAUAUAUUGGAAUAAUGUAUGGAUGGCAGCAUUUACGAUUUAAAUGAUCUCUGUUGACAAAUAAAAGCUUGGGUUACUAUGA
Molecule: messenger RNA, 1365 nt
Organism: Electrophorus electricus (electric eel)
Lineage: Eukaryota; Metazoa; Chordata; Actinopteri; Gymnotiformes; Gymnotidae
Source: RefSeq, a predicted model, not a curated record